Eruca vesicaria subsp. sativa (arugula) is the source of this 837-nucleotide messenger RNA. Lineage: Eukaryota; Viridiplantae; Streptophyta; Magnoliopsida; Brassicales; Brassicaceae. The record is from the annotation of a GenBank genome assembly.
AUGGGAGCUGAGAAGUGGCUAGACAUUGAGCUAUGGGAAACACCUAAGGAAUGUUUCAAAGUCUUGAAGACUCGCGUUUACAGGAUCGCCACAAACUCAUUUGGGAAUGGACACGAAACGUCUGAUGGGAGAUACUACACACGCUUGGCUCAAGCUUUUGAUCCCAAUCCUGCAGAAACUGUGCGCAUAAACGGUAAAAGCUUCUAUAUAUUUGCUAACUAUCUACUUUUGAUUACUGCUACUGAAGAAAUGUUCCUUUGUGUUUUUAUUUAUAUGAAUCCAUUGGCAGAAAGUGAAAGCAAAGAUGGAUUCAAAGAUACUUUCCAGAUGAUGGAAAAAGAUGAUUACCUCUGUAGCAGUAGUGGUCCUCCUUCUGUAGAAUGGAAACGUGUCAUGGACCGAUGUCUUAUUGAUCUAAUGCUUGAGCAGGUCAACAGAGGAAACAAGGUUGGUGAGACAUUCACAGAACAAGCUUGGGCGGAAAUUUACAUAUUGAUGAUGAGAGAGCGUGAUGACAUCAACAACAUCCUUAAUCUUGAUGGAUUUGUUUGGGAUGGAGAGAAGCAAACCAUAGUUGCAGAAGAUGAACAUUGGGAAGCUUAUAUUAAGGAACAUCCAGAUGCAACCAUGUUUAAAGAUAAAACCUUGGAUGGUUAUGGUGAUUUGUGCAAGUUAUAUGAACAUCUCUCACAAGAAGGCUUCAACUGUGAGAAUCUCAUGAUCGAGUUGGAUAACUAUGGCCAUGAGAUUGAUAUAGUUGAUGAGAACUUUAGUUCUUCUACCCACAAGCAGUAUAGUAGUAAUUGUGAACCAACCCAAUUCCACAUCUCGGGAUAA